AGAAAGAACUAGGCACUCCAACUUUUGCUAGCCAAUUGGAAGAAGUUCACUAUGACGCCAAUGAACGAUUACUCCGAUAUUGAACGUGCACUGCUCCAGUUCAUCAUUUCUACUCAUCCCUGUGAGCAGCGUGAACUAGUCAUGCUCCAUAACAAAUUCACGGCAGAGUACGUGAACGAAACCAUGUCUGACGAAGUCAUCCAAGCACUACGUGAACGCCAUCUGGAUGAGUCCAUCGAGCUCAUAAACAACAAACUACACCCCUUGGGGUACGAAAUUACCCAUACAAAGUCACAAACCACUGGUUCUCUGUACUAUUGCUACGUCAAUACCCAACAGGAUAGUAUCUCCCAAUCUGCAACCAUUUUUUCCAAAUCUGAAAUUGAGUGUAUCAAGAACACCGUGGAAGAACUAUUCACCAAUCCAGAAGAGACAUACCACGUCUCUUCCACAAGAUUCAUGCGAAUCUGUCAGAAAGAGAACAAGACUCCCUCACAGGCCGAACAUUUGAUGCGUAGGUUGAUCUCCGAUGGCUGGUUCGACUUGGAACAAGGCCAUCUCACCUUGGGGAUCCGUUCUCUUGCAGAGCUGAAAAGACAACUCAUGAACGACUUUGGAGUGAAAAGCAAAGAUACUCCCAAUGGUUGUGUUGCUAUUUGUUCCGGUUGCAAGGAUAUUGUCACUAAGGGAAUCAGAGGUGCCAAAUGUAGAGAUGGAUGUUGGGUAAGGUUUCAUACUCAGUGUAAGGAGAACUACGACCGUGCAAGACGGGAUACAAAUGAUGCAAAUAUAUGUCAUGGAUGUUCUCAACAGUGGGAAUCCAUUGAUGUUGGUGCAGUCCCACAUAAAACUGAGAGAUAUCACUAAUAAAACUAUUCACAUGGUUCUAAAUGAUCCUAGUGCUCCCUCGAUGACUUCUGCCUCUAUCUCAUCAACAAGGUCCCACACUAUAUCAUCGGCAAUGCUCUGAUCGUACAACUCGUGCAAUUCACGUACAUCAUAAUCCAAACCAGUGGGUUUGAACUGAAAUUCAGGGCCAGCAUUCAGCUCUGCAACACCACCGUUAAACACAGAGAUGGUUGGA
This is a messenger RNA of Williopsis jadinii, 1084 nucleotides long. RefSeq lists its product as uncharacterized. Gene Ontology annotation, cellular component: nucleus; Smc5-Smc6 complex. NCBI's taxonomy places the organism in Eukaryota, Fungi, Ascomycota, Saccharomycetes, Phaffomycetales, Wickerhamomycetaceae. Gene Ontology annotation, molecular function: ubiquitin-protein transferase activity. The record is from RefSeq and is a predicted model, not a curated record. Gene Ontology annotation, biological process: double-strand break repair via homologous recombination; DNA damage tolerance. The transcript has a single exon. The coding region runs from base 52 to 867 and encodes 271 amino acids.